CCUGUAUAGUUCAACCCUUCCAACAAAAAUAAUAAUAAUAAUAAUCCAUAAUAAUAAUAAAAGAAUAACAAUAAGAAGAAGAAAAGGAAUAACAAAAAAAUAAAAAUUGUCGCCCACCGCCAUUGAGCCAGCGACACGGCUGUCGUGCAUAGGGUUUGCGCAGGCGACACAGCGGUCGCGCACAAGAUCUCUGUGGCCGUCGUGUCAACGCCACAAUCCCCGUGUGCGACAACUGUGUUGUCGGUGCAAUGGCGGUGCACGGCCUGAUUUCUUUAAAAUAAAAUUAUCAAAAAAUCCAAAUAGGUGAAUCCACUUAGCCCGUCUGCCAUCGCCAUUAUUGCACCCAAAAUCAGAACUCGCCAAAACACCGAAGCAGAGAGAGAAAGAGAUCGAGAGAGAAAUGGGGGUGAUGUAGAGGCUCGUGAUGUUCGUAGGUAAAGAACCGGUCGUCGUUGCUUCUUGCAUUGUUGGUGGGCAUAUAUUGGUACCCCUGAGGUUUUUUAGAUUUUCACCAGGUGCCCUUGUGCUUUAUGGUAAUUUCACCAGAUACCCCUGCUCACCAACGGCUAGUUUCACCAGGUUUUGUUCUGUAACAGUUGCUGGGGGAGGGGAAUAUGAAGUGAAAGAGGGGGCUGUCAAAUACCCUAUUAAGUUUGAUGCAAGGACUUGUGGUUGUGGAGUAUGGCAAAUAUCUGGCAUACCUUGCAGACAUGGCCUUAGGGUUAUUUACCACCAAAGACUUGAGGCUACUGAUUUUGUGUCUCACUACUUCAAAGGGCAAGCAUACAAGUUAACUUACUCAGAGCACAUACACCCCAUGCCUGACCCAACCCAAUGGCCUUCUUUUGACCUUCCUAUUAUCCUCCCACCACCCAUGAAGAGAGCAUCAGGUAGACCCCCUAACCUGAGAAAAAGAGGUAAACAUGAUCCAAAAAGGGGAAAGAGAAAUAGCACUGUGAGGUGUGGUAAGUGCAAGGAGGUGGGACACAAUGCAAGGACAUGCAGAGGUGGGGCCACUGCAAAGCAAAAGAAGGCUGCUGCUGCUGCUGCUGCUGGUGCUUUUGGUUCUGCUGGUGCAGCUGGUUCUGGUGCAGCUGGUUUACAGCAAGGGGGAGAUCAAGGUGCUUCCAGUUCACAGCAACAACGUAAUGCAUCAAGUAAGGGAAAAAGGAAGCGUACUUGAUUUUGUGAUUUAUGCAUAACUUUUUGCUAAACUUAUCAUGUAUAUCUUUUGCCAAUGGGAGCAAGUUUUUGUAGAGCUACACUUAAAGUUUUUGCGUGUCGGGGGCACACUUUUGUAAAGCUACUUAAUUCGGAAAUGAAAUAUCAUAUUAUUGAUGAAAUGUCAUCAUUCACUUUCUCAUUACAAAUACUAGAAUAAAAAACAUUACAAUGCCAAUUUU
Molecule: messenger RNA, 1403 nt
Organism: Spinacia oleracea (spinach)
Lineage: Eukaryota; Viridiplantae; Streptophyta; Magnoliopsida; Caryophyllales; Amaranthaceae
Exons: 2
Coding region: 425-1183 (252 amino acids)
Molecular function (GO): nucleic acid binding; zinc ion binding
Source: RefSeq, a predicted model, not a curated record